Messenger RNA from Bradysia coprophila, 4307 nucleotides. RefSeq names its product acetylcholinesterase-like. The record is from RefSeq and is a predicted model, not a curated record. Gene Ontology annotation, molecular function: acetylcholinesterase activity. Gene Ontology annotation, cellular component: plasma membrane. Lineage: Eukaryota; Metazoa; Arthropoda; Insecta; Diptera; Sciaridae. Gene Ontology annotation, biological process: choline metabolic process; acetylcholine catabolic process.
AAUCUCAGUUCAGAUAGUGGUACCAAACUGCGGUGUUCGAGAGAAAACUAACAGAAGAAAUUGAAAAAAAGUUCUUCUUUUGUGGAAUAUAAAAAAUUAUUAAACUUUUAGUGGUGACAUUAGAUUUAAAAAUCACAUUGAAGCAGACAGUAGAAAAAUACGAACAUUUCGAAAUGAAAAAUUAAACAAUAAAUUCAAAUUGAAAAUUGUUUUUUGAUAAAAGGAAAAAUUACAAUUCGAAUAAACAGCCAGUGUUCGAGUGUACGUGUGUUUAGGACAAAAUUUUCCCGAUCCAAAGUUAUAUUAAAGACAAAAUCGGUGAAUGAUAUGAAAAAUUAUAAUUAUACGAGUAACUAACUAUCCGGGGACUUUGCUGAUUUAUUUGCUGAUUACAUAGGAGAGCUUUUUGUUUGUUUGGUUUUUUUUUGCUUUCAAAAAAAGGAGAGACCAUAGAAGACGAUCGAACCGCCAAAACCAACCGGACACCCGCUAAGUAAUAUGGUGCAAGUGAUGAACUCCCGGUGUUGACAUAAAAAUUCUCCAAAAUGGAGAAACACAGUGGACAUUAUCGAUUCGGUUUAAUGCCGCGGCCUAUACGACUACGCCAAUUAUUAUUAUGUACAAUAGGAAUGCUCGGUGUAUUCGACCAUAUACUGGUCGAAUGCCGGCAUCGUGAAUUAGAGAAUGCUCAAAUUCAAUUAAGUCAAAAACACAAUUCACAAUCAUCGUCGGUGCCAAAUGAUGAUGAUGCCUUUUUUACCCCAUAUCUUGGUCAUGGUGAAGCCGUCAGAGUAUUAGAUGCAGAGCUGGGCACAUUGGAAAUGGAACAAUUUAGGGAUACCAAAGCGUCGACACGCCGGAGAGGCGUCAGUAGAAGAGAAUCAUCGUCGCAUGAUCCGGACGACGACGAUCCGAUGAUAAUCACAACGGAUAAAGGUAAAAUUCGGGGCACGGUGCUGACAUCGGGCAGCGGACGAAAGGUCGAUGCAUGGCUUGGCAUACCAUAUGCGCAACCACCGAUCGGUGCAUUACGUUAUCGACUUCCACGGCCUGUCGAACGAUGGGCUGGCGUUCGAAAUGCAACAACACCCUCGAAUUCCUGUGUUCAAAUUGUGGAUGUUGUGUUUGGCGAUUUUCCGGGCGCCACAAUGUGGAAUCCCAAUACGCCACUAUCCGAAGAUUGUCUCUACAUAAAUGUGGUGGUUCCUAGGCCUAGACCGAAAAAUGCGCCUGUUAUGUUGUGGAUAUUUGGAGGUGGAUUUUAUUCGGGAACUGCAACGCUAGAUGUGUACGAUCACAAAACACUUGCUGCUGAAGAGAAUGUCAUUGUCGUGUCAAUGCAAUACAGAGUGGCGAGUCUUGGUUUCCUUUACCUGGGAACCCCAGAUGCACCAGGAAAUGCUGGUCUCUUUGAUCAAAAUUUAGCACUUAGAUGGGUACGAGACAACAUACAUAAAUUUGGUGGCGAUCCUAACCGAGUCACUUUGUUCGGUGAAAGUGCCGGCGCCGUAUCGGUGUCGAUGCACUUACUUUCAUCCCUAUCACGAGAUCUUUUUCAACGAGCCAUAUUAGAGAGUGGCUCACCAACAGCUCCCUGGGCUUUAAUAUCCAGAGAAGAGGCUAUUUUAAGAGCUCUACGUUUAGCAGAAGCUGUCGAUUGUCCACAUGAUCGUCACAAGCUAACCGAUACCGUUGAAUGUCUACGCACAAAGGACGCUAAAGAGUUGGUUGAUAACGAAUGGGGAACUUUAGGAAUCUGUGAGUUUCCCUUCGUACCGGUUGUGGAUGGGGCAUUUUUGGAUGAAACACCACAGAAAAGUCUUGCCCACGGCCGCUUCAAAAAGACCGAAAUCUUAACUGGCAGCAACACCGAAGAGGGUUACUAUUUUAUCAUUUAUUAUCUAACGGAACUGUUACGCAAAGAGGAGGGUGUGACGGUGUCUCGUGAAGAAUUUUACCAGGCUGUGAAAGAACUUAAUCCGUAUGUGAAUAAUCCAGCUAGACAGGCUAUUAUCUUCGAAUACACCGAUUGGAUCGAGCCAGAUAACGUACACAGCAAUCGAGAUGCACUCGAUAAAAUGGUGGGUGACCUGCAUUUCACAUGCAAUGUUAACGAAUUUGCUAAUAGAUAUGCCAAAGAAGGACUUAACGUUUACAUGUAUUUGUAUACACAUCGAACGAAAAGUAAUCCCUGGCCUCGAUGGACUGGCGUUAUGCAUGGCGAUGAAAUUAAUUACAUUUUCGGUGAGCCAUUAAAUCCCAAUCACAGUUACACUGAGGAGGAAAAGGACUUUAGUCGCAAAAUUAUGAGAUACUGGAGUAAUUUUGCUAAGUACGGAGAUCCGAAUGGUGCGACACCAGAUGUUCAAGUAUGGCCUAAACAUACUGCAACUGGAAAACAUUACUUGGAGUUGGGUAUAAAUACGACUCAUGUGGGACGAGGACCACGGCUUAGACAAUGUGCAUUUUGGAAAGAAUAUUUACCGCAAUUGAUACAAGCGACAUCGCAAACAUCAGCUAAUCCUACAAGCGAACCAUGUGCAAAUAGUGGCGCUUUAUAUGAACACAGUCUCCUAUUUCUAAUAAUAAGUUUUUUCAUUUGCAUAUUACGUUUCGAAAAUGUAAUUCAAUUUUAAAGCGAAUUUAAAUAAAUUAUUUUUGGUUCAUUUGAUUUUAAUUUUUAACAGAAAAAUAUAUUUAGUGAAAAAAAAAGAAAAUUUGAUAUAGAGAGGGGCGUUUCAACUAUACAUUGGCUAUGCUUUAUUAAAGUAAACACAAAAAGAAAAAUUAAAAUUAAGAAUAAAACAAUUUAACCAAUUCCUUUUCAAUAUAAAUAGACAAUUUUUUCGAGGAAUUGUUUGCCAAAUAAAAGAGAAGAAAAAUAUUAAGUGAAAACUUAAGUUAAAUGAAUCGGAAUAUUCUGAAUUAAAAAACGAAAACUUAAAUUAAAGAAGAAGAAAAUGAAAAGUACAUGUCAUUGUACCCCCCACCAUUUAGUGCUGUCUAAGGGUAACAAUCUCGAGCUGAAAGAAACAUUUUUUUGAAAGUCUAAAGGAUAGCUCAAACGAAGCAUUGAAAACGUGUUUUGGUCCUAGUUUUCAUUGACAGAUGGAGCAAUCGCAAUUUUUGAUAGGGAAAUUUCUAACAGUUUAUCUAACAGUUGCGACAAUUUCGUCAUGAAAACAAGGACCAAAACACGUGUUCAAUGCGUCGUUUGUUUUCAGCCUAAAAUAUGUCGUUUAAGCAGUUACUCCAAAACGGAUUCAAAACAUUUUUCGAAUUAGGCCCAUAACUUAUUGUUCAUUUGUCCAUGAGUUUUGUGCUGUCAACAUGUGCUGAGAUUUUCCUUCAAACACGUGGUUUUGGGAGCUUUGACACCAAAAAUUAAAGUCAUGUUACCGUUAAGGGUAGUCUACGGUAAAAUGCUAAUUUAGUGCUGGAAAAUGAGACAAGUCUCGAUUUUAGCGGUGUCAUAUUGUACAAGUCAAUAUUUCCACAAAAUAUAUCAAUAUUUCAUGUGACAGCAUCACAGCUUCUUGCGACCGAUUUCAUUUGCCAACACGGAAUACGCUUAGUCUAGUUACACAUUAGCGACUCGAAAGAGACCUAAUUAAAAAUUGUCUUGUGUUCUAAUGUCAAGUUUGACAGUUAACAAUAGGAAAAUUUGAAUUAGGUCUCUUUCGCGUCGAUAAGUGUAGCUACAGUUUCUAUCAAAAACACUUGAUGUGCUGCCAAAACUCCUAAAACGACAAAGGAAAAACAAUAUUCCAGAUCAUACGGCAACUCAAGCCUCGUGGUUGCAUUCAUUCGACGACAGUACAUGUCAUGUACUACAUGAGUAUUGAAUUAUAGGCCUAACUCGAAAAAUAUGUUACGAAUCAGUUUCGUUCUAAAACUAAAAUUCAAAAGGCAUAUUCCAUUCUUUCGAAUACAUUUUUCGAGAAUGUUACCCAUAGACAGCACAAAAUCGUCUGGUGCAUCGUCAAGUAACCUGAAAAAAAAUAAUGAAAAAGUAAAACGAAAAAUUUGUGCACAAACCUUGAUUAUAGACCAAAGAAAAAAAAAAUAAUUUUAAAAAAUUUAUGAAAAAAAAUGUUCACCCAAGUGCAAAAUGACCAACAAAUCAAUUUUAAAAAGGGUCAUUUGCGUUGUCGUUUAUUUAGGUCAGACAAUAGUGAGAAAAAAAUGAUAAAAAAAAUUUAAAAAAAUAUUUUAUUGACUGAAUGCGACUAAAUUGUUCAUUAAAACACAUAUCAUUUAAGCUUAGUAUAUAUGACCAUUUUACGAAUAAUAAAACAAUUAAAAAA